ACGUGACCGCGCGGCCGGGGCUGCCAGGUCCGAGGCGGGCGCGCGGCUGAGGAAACCGGGCGCGGGUCUCGCCGCCGCUCCAUUCAGUCCGCGCAGGCAGGUGUGAGCGGUCCCCGCGGCCGCCGGCUCCGCUAACGGCGUCACCGCGCCAGCUCCCCGCGCCUGCCUUCCGAGCCUCAGCCACCCUGCGUCCCGCGUCCGCCGGCUCGUGACUGCUCCAUUUCCCAGGGGACGAUUUAAGAACUGUGUUUGAAGUGUGGCUCUUCCUCUGCCUUUCCUGUCCGAAGGCCAUCCCCUUUGCCAUCACCUGCAAGAACUGAGUGGGGCUCCACUUUUUCUGGUCAGAAAAGGAUCUUCGCUGAGAGCCUGAAGCCCCCAGCUCAUCCCUACUGAGACAUCGUUGCUCCAAGACCCAGGUGAUUGUCGGGUGGCAAGGUGACAAGUCCUCACAUCAUAUUCCAGAGCUGCUGUGCUUUUUCAAGAUCACCUAGUACUUCCAUCUCAUCAGAAAACAGAUUGAACCAGCAGGAUGGGAUGCAAGGUGCUGUUCAGCCUUGGCCAGCAGAUGCUGAGGCGGAAGGUGGUGGACUGCAGCCGCGAGGACAGCCGGCUGUCCCGCUGCCUCAACACCUUUGACCUGGUGGCACUGGGGGUGGGCAGCACGCUGGGAGCCGGUGUGUACGUCCUGGCUGGAGCUGUGGCCCGUGAGAACUCUGGCCCUGCCAUUGUCAUCUCCUUCCUGAUCGCGGCGCUGGCCUCCGUGCUGGCUGGCCUUUGUUACGGCGAGUUCGGUGCUCGUGUCCCCAAGACCGGCUCGGCAUAUCUCUAUAGCUACGUCACCGUCGGGGAGCUCUGGGCCUUCAUCACGGGGUGGAACCUCAUCCUUUCCUACAUCAUCGGUACUUCAAGUGUGGCAAGAGCCUGGAGUGCAACGUUUGAUGAACUGAUUGGCAAACCCAUUGGGGAGUUCUCUCGGACACACAUGACUCUGAACGCCCCUGGAGUGCUGGCCACAAACCCAGACAUCUUUGCUGUGAUCAUAAUUCUCAUCUUAACAGGACUUUUAACUGUUGGUGUGAAAGAGUCAGCCAUGGUCAACAAAGUAUUCACUUGUGUCAACGUUCUGGUGCUGGGCUUCAUCGUGGUGUCAGGCUUUGUGAAAGGCUCGCUUAAAAACUGGCAGUUCACGGAGGAGUAUUUGCACAACAACUCUGGUCUCCUGUGCUCCAACAAUGAAACGAAAGAAGGGGAUCCCGGUGUUGGUGGGUUCAUGCCCUUCGGGUUCUCUGGUGUCCUGUCAGGAGCAGCGACCUGCUUCUAUGCCUUCGUGGGCUUUGACUGCAUCGCCACCACAGGUGAAGAAGUCAAGAACCCCCAGAAGGCCAUCCCCGUGGGCAUCGUCGCCUCCCUCCUGAUUUGCUUCGUCGCCUAUUUUGGGGUGUCGGCUGCCCUCACACUCAUGAUGCCGUACUUCUGCCUGGACAAGGAUAGCCCCCUGCCUGAGGCCUUCAAGCACGUGGGCUGGGAUGGCGCCAAGUAUGCGGUGGCCAUUGGCUCCCUGUGUGCUUUGUCUACUAGCCUUUUGGGUUCUAUGUUUCCCAUGCCUCGAGUUAUCUAUGCCAUGGCUGAAGAUGGACUGCUAUUUAAAUUUUUGGCCAAAAUCAACAAAAGGACCAAAACACCAAUAAUCGCCACGUUAACCUCGGGUGCCAUCGCUGCUGUGAUGGCCUUCCUCUUUGACCUGAAGGAUUUGGUGGAUCUCAUGUCCAUCGGCACUCUCCUGGCUUACUCUUUAGUGGCUGCCUGUGUGUUGGUCUUACGGUAUCAGCCAGAGCAACCUAACAUGGUAUACCAGAUGGCCAGAACUACCGAUGACCUGGAUCAAGUAUACCAGAAUGAAUUGGUGAGCACCAGCGAUUCCCAAACAGGCUUUUUACCAGAAGAAGAAAAGUUUUCUUUGAAGACUAUACUUUCACCCCCAAACACGGAGCCCUCCAAAUUCUCUGGGCUAAUCGUGAACAUUUCCACCAGCCUCAUAGCAAUUCUUAUCAUCAUCUUCUGCAUCGUGACUGUGCUUGGAAAGAAGGCUCUGACAAACGUGGAGUUGUGGGCCAUCUUUAUGCUCAUUAUCUCUGCCAUCCUCUGCUCAGUAAUCACGGUCAUCAUCUGGAGACAGCCGGAGAGCAAGACCAAGCUCUCGUUUAAGGUGCCCUUCCUGCCAGUCCUUCCCGUCCUGAGCAUCUUCGUGAAUGUCUAUCUCAUGAUGCAGCUGGACCAAGGCACCUGGGUCCGGUUUGCGGUGUGGAUGUUGAUAGGCUUUGCCAUCUACUUUGGCUAUGGGCUGUGGCACAGCGAGGAGGCAUCCCUGGUCACUAAACAAGCAAAGACUGCCGAUGGCAGUUUGGACCACUGCAAAUGACGCACAGCCUCACCCACCAGAGGUGACAGCAGCCAUGAGGGAUGCCCACAGAGCACCCAGAAGCACCUUGCUGUCUCCACCAAUGCAGCAGGAUCCACCCACAACCACAAGGCCCCUGAGCAGCAGAAGGUGCACUGCCUGGACUGCAUCCUCAGCCCACAUCUCAAAGGGCCUGCCCCGUCUUGCUCUAGGGCAGGCUCACCAGGCUGGUUACUUCUGACAGCUCCCUUCCACGGCCACUUGGCUGUGGCUGGCCACUGCAUCUCCUAACUUCCCUCUCAACGAAGAAGGCAGAGCCUCCUGCCGUGCUGCUGUGGCCCCAGGCGGGAUGGAGAUCUCCUUCUCAUUCCUGGACAUCCAGGGCUCUGUCCCCAGGCACCGUUCUGGUAUUGAAAAUGCGGUUACUCCAGACUCACAGUAGCCAUCUCCCCGCUCAGCCUGGAACAGCUGGCCAUAAAUACAAGAUGAGUACCAUGAAAUAGUAUGCCUCCACAGGUCCACCCCUGAGCCAAAGGGCAGCUUACUCCAAAAGAAAAAACAAAGACUGGUUUUCUUUCCCGCCCCUGCCCUCUGAGUUGCUUCCAGAAGGGGUCUUAGGACUGUGACCCCUUCUCCACUCUGCCACCUUGACAGAGCUCAGCCCACUCUGCUCUGGACCCAGGGCAUGUAAUUCUGGGAAGACAAGCAGAAGGGAGCACCGCUGUGGGAAGGAGGCAGGGCUGGGGGGCCGGCUUCACUCCAGGACGCUUUUACAUGGGGGACCUCCUUCAGCCACCAGGCCCAGCCUGUUCACUGCUGCUCUGUGUCCUGAGCAACUGGAACGUGACAGUUUAUGGAGGAUUGGCCUCAAAUUAGUAGUGCUCAAAACACCCUUUUCGGUGGGUCUCUGCUGUUCACUGAACCCUGUCCUCUGAUGCUUGUGGGCUGGUGUUUGGGGUUGUGUAAGGUUCCCAGGACAGGUGUCCACUCAUUCGGAGGCGAGACCGUUUCUUCCCACACUUGUGGCCCCUGCCACGAUCUCGUUGGCCCCUCUCUCAAGUCAAUCAAAUUGAGGCCUCCUGUUAGUUGCUGUGAAUCACUCCACCAAAUAAGUUGGUGCUUAUCAUUAACUUGGAAAAUGGCCAAAUGAUUCGUCUAUGCCAUCAGUGUAUUGUUGAGAGUGUGGGGCCCCCACACUAGACAGUUGGGGCAUAUUGCUGUCUCUCUGGUGUACCUGUCGUCCAAAUGCCCUGGGUUUGUGUAGAGGUUUGGGACCCGGCCCGACCCCCUGCUCCAUAAGUCUCCACAGUGAGCUGCUCUCCGCGGCGCUCACAGGCAGAAGCUGGCGUCCCAUCGUCCUCGUCAGAGUGUAGUCCAGGACUCAGGAGGCCCUUGUUGACGGGAGUAGAGGGAGACAGACAUUUCACACAACUCGGAACAUGUAAAUGCUGCUUUCAAAGCUUAUUUUCCCAUUUCUUCCCCUCUGGCCUUUGGCACAAAUCUGAUAGAAAGAAGCUGGUAAGUUGGUAGCACUUGUCUUUUGUCCUGCCCCAGAAGACUGGACAAAAGUUUGAGUUUGUGAAACAGCCAGAUGGCUAGGCUGGCCACGGGAGGACGGCUGGGCAGUCGGCCUGCCCGGGGCUGGGCCAGUGGUCAGGCCCCAGGGGGAUGAUCCCAAGAGUUCAAAGCUUAGAUUUCCAAAGAAAGGUAUUUAAAUUUAUGUAGAUUGGUGCUGUAAACUAUUUUGAUAAAUAUUAACUUAUUUUGUUUGGGUUUGGUUGUCUGCUGUUUUCUUGGGGCCUGUUAGCUGUUUGCUCCAUGUGGCUGAUAUUUUUCCAUGUAAAGAACUGGAGGGAAGGUGUGCCUAAAAGAGAACUUUUAAUUUCUCUUUCUGACUGAAAUUUCCAUGAGGACAGUGCCCAACAGACUGUGAUUACAGUUGACUUUUUCACUAGCAACAUCCAUCGUUCUGCCAACUGCAAAGGUGCGUUUCCUGCACUGUCUCACGGAUAAGAACCUCCCAACAGCGUGUCCCCUCCUUCCGCAGCCCAGAGCCAGUCCUGCUCACAGAAGGCUCAGGGCUCAGGGUAAGGAGAAUCCCUGCACCCUCCCAUCAGGCAGAGCCCCAGUGUAGGGCAGGGCCUCCGAGGGUGACUCAGACACAGUGCACAUGGUCCCUGCACUCUUGCUGAGAGUAGUUCUCUUCCGUGUCUGAGGGCCAUGACAUAGGGAUGGUAUUGGGGCUAGCCUCAAUGUGAAUAGACUUACCACACCCCUCAUCCUGCCCCUGAAAUACACACACACACACACACACACACACAGGCAAAAAGCAAAUCCACCAAAAGUGCCCCUCCCACCAAACAAGAAUAGGAUUGUCAGUUUUGCAGCUCGGCCAGUAUUUUCCUACAUAGAAAUUUCACACAUCUAGAGACACCCUUUGGGAUGUUGUGUCUACUCAUCUGUGCCCCAGCCCCGAAUGCUGAGGAGGGAAAGACCCUUUAUGAUGAGUAAGUGCCCCUUCCUGCCUCUGCAUUCCCAUCAGCAUGUUUCCAUGGCCUGGCCACUCAAAAGGGAGCAAAUUGGAGCCCCAGGGCCUCUGCUGAAGAGGGAGGGUGGAGGGGUUUCCAAGGAAACAGCCAAGCCUCUGGGACUUCCCAGGAGGGGGACCCUUGGCCUCUGCACAUGCCUCACCCUGCCCAACAGCUCACACUCCCUCACCCCAACUCUGAGCUGGAUUUGUUUUUCUAAACCAGGGAGUAGUGAUAGAGCCAUUUUUUCCAGGCUGUUAUGGAAGGACUGUUGCCAGAACCCCUCCUAUCUUGCCCACCUUUGGUUUUAUUCCAUUGAGUUACCAGGCAAUCAUGUGCUGAUGUGUGUUUUGGGCAGCACAGGUCUGCCUCCUGCUGUGUGUUCCCGCCCCAGCUCCAAGGCCCUGACGCACUGCCUCUGCACCUGUGGCAUGGCCUGCGUUCACACUUGAAUGAGGCACCUGGCCCUGCCUGAUCCUUGACCACUGCAUUGGUUCUGCAUGCGUGGGGAUGGGAAGGUGGAUUCUGCCAGGUAUCCUGUCCACCCCACCACUAAGGCAAUCUGAAUUGACUGGGUUUUGCUAUCCCAAUAGGAUGGCCUCUAGCCUAACAUUGGAGACAGAUCUUUGAGGUCAGGGUGGGAGGCUGGGUUCCUUGGGUGAGUAUGGACACACCUCAUGGAGGCCCUGCCCAGUAGGUAAGCUCACUGGCAUUUUGGGGACCUCUGCUUAGCUUUGUACCAGAACCGGUCCUUUCCGAUUUGAAUGCCCCACUAAUACAAGCCAUCACCAUGAAGACAGGCCCCGUGACCAGUGCGUUCCAGGAUGGAUGGAGAGGGAGGGUGGGCGCAUCCACUCUGCUGGGCGAAGGUGUGUGAUGCGUAUGUGCAGAACUGGUCAGUUCCCGGAACUAAAUAUGUUAUGUACAGUCUAAACUAUAUCUGUUUGCCAUCAUAAGGAGAGUAUUGUACUUAAGGUUCCUUGGGGAGAGGAGAUGGAGAUUUUGUCAGACUCCCCUGGACUUUCUGGUAAUGAAAUGCUUUAUUACCAUCCAGUGGUGUAAGAAGCUACACUCUGUAUUUCAUCAUCGUCAUUAUGAUGCCUGAAAAUUAGGCCAAAAAAUGUCAACUGACUUUCUUCUUCAUCACUAUAAUCCAGAGUCUUUGUGCCCAUUGCUUCGCUGAAGUAGCGCUCUCUUUCAAGGGGACAUGGACUGACCAAGGGUCUCAGGCGCAGUUGUCAAGGAGCCAUUCUGGAUCGUUCUCCAGAUGUUGAGCUUGAGAUGGACGACCUUGGCCGUGAAGCCCAGGCGGUUUUCUCAGGGUGUGAGUGUCCGCAGGCUCAGGAAGCAGGGCUAGGAAGAUGCACUCAGGCUUUGCUAAUGUAGUAACGAGGUGUGAUCUUGUGUUUCCUGAUGACAAACUUUUUAAUUUGAGAACUUAUUCUCCCACUUGAGAAGUUAUAAUAUAUAUUUAAAGUAAGUUUCCUGUUUAAGUUGUGCCUUUCAGCAUCACUGGGUGCAAGGAGCACCAAGGGUGAUGAUCCCCAUGAGGGCUGGCUUAUUACCAAACCCGAAGAGCUAUGGUUUCUCCAGUAAAUGUUUUCUUCUAUUGAACAUGGAGCCAUUCUUAAAUGAGUUUUUUCUUAUUAUGUAAAUUGUAAAAUAUUUUUUGUUUGAUGCUCUAUUUUUCUAAUAGUUUUCUUACAAUUAUGAUACUAGAGUUAGAUUUUAACGCUAACUACCAAUCAGGUUGGUCUCUGCUGGUCCCUCCUGUUUUCACUUUAAGAACAAGCAUAGAUGUUGUCCAUCAUUUUUUUAAAAUGUGAAACUCUGUAUCCUGUUUUUGCUGACAACACUGUGCAUCGACAAUGUCUUACUGUACUUUAUGUUGUAAAAUCGAACUGUUUUGUGGUACAUUAUCUCAUGCUUCUGCAAAUUCUAAUAAAUUCUGUCUAUAGCUUCAGAGUG
Molecule: messenger RNA, 6894 nt
Organism: Eptesicus fuscus (big brown bat)
Lineage: Eukaryota; Metazoa; Chordata; Mammalia; Chiroptera; Vespertilionidae
Gene: SLC7A1
Product: solute carrier family 7 member 1
Exons: 15
Coding region: 530-2419 (629 amino acids)
Biological process (GO): amino acid transport; transmembrane transport
Cellular component (GO): plasma membrane
Molecular function (GO): amino acid transmembrane transporter activity
Source: RefSeq, a predicted model, not a curated record